UUUUGUGUUGUUCGCGUAUACGAUAUAGAGGCCCGGUUUUAUUAUUGCGUAUGUUGGUAACUCGGAAAUAGUGUUCCACUUCCAGUAAAAUUAUUUUAAUGGACGUGAGAGAGCGAGCGUAAACUGAUUAGGAUAAGCGAACUGACAGGUUGUCUGUUGCAUUAAAAAUUCUUUCAACAACGUACAACGAAAAUGAGUGAACUCGUGUGGGGAAUAAAGAACGGAGAUCUGGAGCAAGUGCGGGAUAUCGUAGAGAAGAAGAAUAUUGAUGUUAACCAAAUGAUAGAUGGAAGGACGCCGCUGCAUUAUGCAGCUGAUUAUGGCCAAAGUGAAGUAGUUAGAUAUCUUCUAGAAAAGGGUGCAAAUCCGAAUGCUACAGAUAAACAUGAGAUAACAACGUUGUUAGCAGCAAUUUGGGAAGGACAUACAAACUGUGUAAAAUUAUUAUUAGAGAAGGGAGCUAAACCAAAUGGAUUAACGCCAGAUGGAAUGAGUUAUUUGGAUGCUGCUGAGAAAGAUGAGAUCAAACAAUUGCUGAAACUUCACUAGCACAAAGCCAAACGAAUCAUGAAGCAAUAAUUUUGUUAUUUUAGUAAUUUUAAUGUUCCUCAUAGGAGUAUCACCAUUGCUUUAUUCUUUGUUUCUUGCAUAUGACUACACUAUCAUAUUUAUGCACUUUCAAUUUAAAAGAAAAAAAGCAAAAAAAAGAUAGGUACACAAGAAUGUAGUUUUGUAAUAAUAUAUUGCACAUCUGGAGCAUAUAAUCAUGAACUCAUAUUCUUAUAUGGUUACUAUCUUAGGAACGUGAAAUACAUACAAUUUCUCAGCUUUCAAAUAGUAUAUCAUACAGAUUGUUUCGCGAGAAAAAGUACUAAUGGAACAAAUUUAUUUUUAAAGCAUGUAACAUUAUAUAGCGAAAGAUAUUUUGAUACAUUUUUAAGAAGCAGCAUCGCGUUUUAAGCAUUUGUUAUUAAUUUAUAGAUGUUACAAAUUUCUUUUAUACGUUCUUUUUUAUACUCCCCUACUGAAACCUAUAAUUUGCUUCGACCCCAUAGUUUUGUGACAUAGGACUUGCGGUAAUAUAUGUCGAGAAUACUCCGUUCAAGAUAUACUAUAUAUUUUAAUCGAGUUUUAAAAAAGCCACGUGUAAAUUAUAGGAAGAAAAUGAAAGAGCUAUCUUUAUGGUACUAAUUAACUAGAAUAUCUUCAAAGUUUUAAAGGUGUACAAUAAUCAAAAAUAAUAAGCCCAUGCAUCAUUGUUAAGUA
Molecule: messenger RNA, 1266 nt
Organism: Ceratina calcarata
Lineage: Eukaryota; Metazoa; Arthropoda; Insecta; Hymenoptera; Apidae
Product: myotrophin
Exons: 3
Coding region: 193-549 (118 amino acids)
Biological process (GO): protein K6-linked ubiquitination
Cellular component (GO): BRCA1-A complex; BRCA1-BARD1 complex
Molecular function (GO): ubiquitin-protein transferase activity; protein binding
Source: RefSeq, a predicted model, not a curated record